Amoebophrya sp. A120 is the source of this 10125-nucleotide messenger RNA. The record is from the annotation of a GenBank genome assembly. Lineage: Eukaryota; Dinophyceae; Syndiniales; Amoebophryaceae.
CUUUCACGCCUUUUAUUCUACUCCUUUCAAGCUACUGCUCGACAGCGCAUUAUUUUUCGUGUUGUGCUUGGAGCUUGUGAUUGUGUCGUAAGCGGAAGCUGCGUAUUCUGAUUCUCGCGCUCCCCGUUCAUCAUGUCUUCUAGCACAGGGGGUGCCACACCGCCCUCGCAGGCGGACGUGAUUCACGAGCGCAACAAGCGCCUCUAUGGCCCGCUCAGGUGUUACAGAAAUCUCAAACGUCACAAUAGACUCUGAGUUUUGUCUUGCAUGAAGAAGAGCAUGAGGUAAAUGUAGAUCCUCGUCCUUCUUGCGCUUUUCGCAAUACAGCGAUUCUUAUCCGAGCAUUUGCCGCUCCAGAACUUUUUCGGCGUAUUCCUCUGUUGAGAGUUGGCCAGAUCAUGUACAACUUUUUGCGUCGCAAACAAUCCCCAUUCUGAUUGUGCUGACGUUUGAAAUUGUAAGUGUAAAACACCUGAGCGGGUUAUAGCGUUAUUGAGGACAUUCUGAACGGCACGGAUUUACUGUCCGCUAGCGCAAGCAGUUCUUCGUCGUCCGCAACUACCCUUUUUCCAAAUAACACCACGUCGAGGAACAACAAGACCUCCGCACAGGAGUCGCAUCCUCGUAGUUCGGGUUCGACGAGGAAGACCCACCUACAACACGAAGACCCGCCCGGAAACGACCACGAGAACCACGGGCACAAGAACGAGUACGAUAGGCAUCCGCUUCCUGCGCGCGAAAUCAAGAGGGUAAACAUCGGGAUUAACCCUUUGAUUACAGCAGGAGCUACUACUUCGUCCACGGCCGCGUCCGCGAGCAGAAGUGCCGGUGCACUAGACCAGGAGUAUGCGCAAGCCUCGACGUCGACAAGAAGCGCGUCCUCUUUUCUGGCAGCGGUGGAGAGGGAAACAAGAAGCGUGAAGGAAACGAGAAGCAUGUAUCAAAUGUAAAAAUGUCUGGGUCUGGAAACUUGUGAUGCUGGGUGACGUCUCAUGAUGAGGCCACAAGUGCUGGCUCAGCAUGACAAGUUUCUGAGCUGCUAGGUGUUGCCUAUUCUGCAUGACAGACUGCGUUUCUGCAUCACAGAAAAAUGGAGCUCUCGGGUAGCGUGCAUGACAGAUUUAAGAGUCAUGCCAGACAAGCAUGGCAAACAUGCAUUCUUCCAGUCCCAGACAUUUUUGCACUUGAUACGGUGGAGAGGGAAACGAGAAGCAUGAAGGAGGAGUUCAUUCUGCCAAGAACAGGGUAACAGAAAACCUUGACGUGACCGGGGAGGUCACGUCCACCCGGCCGGCCGGGCGGACCGUGACCGGGGGUAGACCAUGUCCCGCGGCUGCUAUCCGGGCGCGGGCUGCGCCAGAUGUUAGUUUUAUUUGGUGCGCGGAGCAGAGCCGCUCCGACUCCACCCGCAGUGCCUAUAAUCGAAAGCCUGGGUGGGCCUCAGGCUCCUGCAAAGUAGCUGGCGUUGCGGGGGCGGAUUUUAUUUAUGCAGUAGCUACUGUAGCGAGACACCGCUGGCAACCGCUCGAAACACCCCGCCCACCCACCAGAAAACGGGCUGGUGGUAGGAAUGCAUCGCGCGGCACCUUGGGCCAAAAGUGUCGAAGGUGCAGACUUCGUGGCGCUACCACUUGGAUCCGCCUGAGCUCGGACGAAGCGCCGCAUAUUGAGACCUGUGGCUCUCAGGUGCUGUGACCUGAACCCUAGCACUGAACGACUUUGGCUCAAGGUACAGCGCCACGACCUCCUGGCGCCCCCAUGCCCUUUUCACUCUUCGCGCAAAGGGUGAAAAGGGACCGGGGGUGGGAAGUCACGGCGCUGUGCAUUGAGCCCAAAAUGUCGCGACGCAGACUUCGCGUCUUUGCCAAGUUCAUAUGUCCGCGUCAAUAUCAUGCAGCAGGCCCAUGGUCAUCAGCAGAUCGGAUGCGUUGUAUAUUGAGCCCAGAGCGAAGUCGUGGCUCCGAGGUUUAGUGAGCCGCAUUCUACCACUGGACGACUUUGGCUCAAAGCACAUUGCGGCGACUCCAUUCUCCCAAUCCCUUUUCACCCUUCGUGCGCGCGAGGGGUAAAAAGAGACGAAGGGUAGCAAGUCACUGCUUCUUGUACUUGUUGCAGCAGGUCCAUUUCUAUGGGCAUGCGCUCGCGCUCGGGCGCAUUAAGUACAUAUUAAGGCCUGGGACUCCAAGGUGCACCGAGGUGCAUUCUGCCAGUGCACGACUUUGGCUCAAGGUGCAGUGCCGUCACCUCCUACCCCCACGAGCGACUGGCUCCAGGAUGUGGGUCGACCAGGGACAACCCCCGGUCACGGUCCGGCCGGCCGGGCGGACGUGACCGGCCCGGUCACGUCGAGAUUCUAUGUUAGCUUAUUCUGGCAGCGGUGGAGAGGGAAACGAGAAGUAUGAAGGAAGAGUUCAUUUUGCCGAGUAUCUUCCUGUGUAAAACCGUAGUCCCCACGUCUGGGGGCCCAAAAAUUGCGGCUCUCCGGCUGGGAAAAUCCAGAGGCUUUUAGGACUUUUACAUGACGAUUUUGAUCAUGGGCGCGCAGUGUAGUUGUUUUUGCGUAGCUUGACUUCGUUUACAUGACCAUGGCAGCAUCUUCGCGACAAAUCCAAUUUCUCAUGGUGACGUUGUGGAUUUAUUGCAUGAAGAAAAUGUCAAUGAGUCAUCUCUACUCUGCAUGAACAUUAGUGCGGGUACUUCCCCGCGCAGCGCCGGACGUCGUUUUUACACGCGAUACAGACGCCCCCACGAAUAUGGAAGCGUCAGGAUCGAAAUCGUCAAAGUUGAAAUGAUUUGCCAUGCAUAAAAUGGAUGCCAGUUGUAACCCAGCUUCAUCCAAGUGGCGCAUGACAAAUCUGGGUAGAUCCGAAAUCCAGUUUGUCAUGUUGUUUGGGUAAGGAAGACGCCUUUUGUCAUGCUACUUCAGCAGCGCUAUUUCUACCCCUCAACAGGCUUACAAUCCGCCUCCCUUGCCUACUCUGCAAGACAGGCACUUUGUGGGCUGCAUUUUAUGCAUGACAAAGCAUUUCAACUUUGACGAUUUCAAUCCUGACACAUCCAUGACGAAUUCGCGUGAUUCCACCGCAGGAGGACACUGCCCCGUCGUCUAGGGAUGAUCACCUUCGCCAAGAAGGUGAAAAGUCGUUUCUGUGGAAGUUUGGACUGGGGGAAGCAGAAGAUAAUGUGACUCGUCGUGACGACGCCGAGGACGCGCAACACAACGCUGUGAAACAAGAAAAAAAAUCGCAGGUGGAAAAAAUGGAAUCGAUAUCAAGUUCCCUCUUCAAGGCUACAACUAGCUCUUCUAGCAAAAACAGUACCACCUCCACGUCUACGGCAAGAACUGCGGCGCCUGCGUCUGCCGCUCCGAGUGCGUUUUCUAGCAAGAGUACAACGACGGAGCAAGUCAUUGUACCAGGGGUAGAGCAAGAACGACCAGAUCAGGAGCAGGUCAAACUGCAAAAAAGCAGGAUCGGAGCACUUUUUACCUCGGAUAACAGGGAAACAACAACAAAAUCGUGCUUCCCGUCUGCCUCGUCUGCGGAAGCGGUCUAUGUUGAUGAAAACAAGCAGCCAAGCAACGGUUCUUCGUUGUUGAAGCAGUCGACUGAAAGAGCUGAUGUCCAGCCUUCGCCGCCCCUGAAAUUUUCGCAAAUGAAGCACCAAAUCGCAACGCCCUCUCCCGCGGUCGUCAUCGCUUCGCCGCCCAGCUCGGCAGAACGGGCCGGGAGUACUAGCGAAGUUGUGGUAGAGGAGAAGAAUGAUCCUGGUGUUUUUGUACCACCGGUCAGGAUGGGUUUAAUGGUGGAUGAACCAAGGACCUCCGAUCUUCGAAACCCAACUCGAGUUCCGGCAGGACAAGCCGGCACUUCCUUCAGCACGACGGCAAAGAACACUGAGGUGGUGAACGAGAAAAGCUACACGGGGCGGUGGAAACUUCUGGAACCACGAAAAAACGAGGCAGGUCGACCUUUGGAGGAAGAAGAGAAUAUUACUAACGCGAGUGGAUUUCUUGAAGUAGAGAAGACCGGCUUGCAACUGCUGAAGGAAAAAUUCCUGGGGAAGAACGAUGGCGAAGAUAAGAACAGUUGGACUGCUAGACAGGAACAAGUGUUGAUUGGAAUGAAUCAUGACGACAUCGGCGACCAACCAGGAGCCGCUCCUGCGUCCAAUAACUGGUCCGUUUCUGUCUUGAACCAAAGCCAGCAGUCAAUAUCCGCGACCGCGGUUUCCACGAACACAACGCCUCGUAUUGCUGCGGCUGUUGCUGGCUUCGACCCCACGCCCCGGAGCAGCAGUUCUUGUUCUUUCAUGUCGACGAGCCAAAAUUACAACAUCGGAGCAGGAGGUACAACUUCAUCGUCCAGGACAAAAAAAAACUCUACUGCCGCCUCCCAGCUGGAUCCGCAGUUGCUCAACCUUGCGCAUCCGGAGUUGAUCCGGAAACUGGAUAAAGCGAAUCACCUGAACAUCCAGCUGCAGAAGGACUUGAAGAAGCUGCUCGACAAACACGUCAAGGUCAAGGAAGAAAACGGCUCGCUGAGUUCCAAGCUGCAGAAGGAAAAGCACAGCUGGAACCUGCUCGAUCACGAGCUGGAAGUAGUAAAACGGCAGCUGCUACCCCUGAAAAAGAAGAACCAGCAGCUCACCGAGGAAGCAGAUUUGUACUUUGAGGGCCUGUUGAAAUUGUUGUUUCUCCAUUCCCCGCCCGAGAUUCUCCAAAUAGCCGAAGAGCAGCCGAUGAUUGGCGGAACGCCACCACCAAACACAACGUCGCUGACGACCCGAGCGGCUGGAUCGGGAUCGCCUCAACAAGCUGGUGGUGCGAACAAGCAAGAGAAGCAUAAAAAUCCUGUUGACAACUACCCUUGUCUAGGACUACGCACAGGGAAGACUUCUACUGUGCCGGCCUCUCCAGGGGACAGUACAGCAAAGGGACGUCGACCAGGAUCAUCUUCGUCUUCUGGUACCUCCACGCCUCUGCAAAGUGAGCAAAAGUACGGAGGCGGCGCCGAGCGAUACGACGCGAACGGAGCAGUAGCUGCAGCGUCACCGUCCUCCGCCACGACAUCACACCCACAGCAUCUACUUUAUCUUCCCGAAGCGCUGCAGAAUCGACGGCAAAAAUCUGCGUUCAUGAUCCAGGCACUGCACCAGAAGAAACUCCGGCUCCACUGGCUCCGGAGCGGGUUUCCGCAGAUUUGGAAAAACAGGAGGAAAACUUCUACCAAUGACGGCAUAAUUGGAAGAGGUCAGAACAAUACUACAUCUACAUCAACUUCCGGAGGAGGUAAGAAUACUAGCUCUACUGGAAGUGCUGUCAACUUCUACCCCCCGUCGGCACUGUCACUGACUCCGCGACGGAGCAAAAGGCAGCAUGGUGGUAUUCAAGAAAAAAACACCAUCACAAUCACUUUUGCACAUUUUUGCAAUACAAAAAUUUUUGUCAUGCGCAAAAAUGCAUCACAGUCAAGGGCUAUAGGCGAGUUCCCUUUGUGUCUUUGCAAGACAAGAAAAAUUUGUCAUGCGAGACGAUGCAAAACCUCCUAAGUGUGCUUGUGAUGGUGUUUUUUUCUUGGAUAGGUGGACAGCAACAUUUUCAAGGGGACCACGACCAGGAUGUAGUUUUUUCAAAAAGUGCACUGGAGCUGCGAGAGUUUCACGAGGACGACGACUCCGUCUCUUACAGCUGGAUUGAUCCUGCCUCCGACGAGUUGAAGGUGGAGCUGCUGUCUACCGAGCUUCUGAAGCAGAAAAACGAGUACGAGUUGCUGAAGAAGAAUUACUAUCCUGUGCAAAAGUAUCGCACUCGUACUAAUCGCAAAUAUGCAUGACAAAUAUUUUUCCUAGGGAAAAAGAGCAUUACAAAUUUCACUUUCCUUCUUGCCAAAAUUUGUCAUGCAGUUUAUACUAGUGCGAUACUUUUGCAAUGCAUAGUUACCAGCUGGCGCUCCUGGAGGUCAGCAAAUUGAAGGACCAGGUGCAGGAGCUGAAGGGCAACGUCCGGGUGUUUUGUCGGCUGCUAUCAAAUGUAAAAAUGUCUGGGUCUGGAAGAAUGCAACUUGUGAUGCUGCAUUUGGAUUCAAAAAAAAUCUGUAUUGCAUGAGUACCAACGGGAAUGCAAUUUUUGCUACGCUGAGAAGGCAUUUGUCAUGCGGAAUAGGCAUCAAGAAGCCCUCAGAAAAUCUGUAUUACUAGGGUACGCAUCACAGACAUCAUGGCUCAUGCAAAACGUGCAUGACAAAUGUCAGAAUCUUCCAGACCCAGACAUUUUUACAGUUGUUAGCUGCUCCCACUAAACAAUCUUCAUCCAUCUGGUGGUUCGGACCGCACUUUUUUACUAGGGGACGCCACGGCAAGUCAAAAUCACGGCAUGUCAGCAGUGCGACCAAAAAAUGAGGAACCGGGCGGCGGUACUGGAGCAUCGGGGACAGGGGGUAAGGUUAUACUUUUGUCGACGAUGAACUCGAACGACACUUGCGAGAUGAGUUGUUCUUCCUCUGUGUUGUAUGUACACAAAUAGGUGGGUGUUGAUACUGUGACAGGAGAAAACAAGUGUGCCCGCGAUACUACAUGAAUGAUAAAUGAGUCUGCAUGUCCGCACGGUGCGGGCAGUGAAGCUUGUGAAAAAAGACUUUAACUACGAGUUUUCUUGUGAUCAGGUGGUCACCGCCGGCUGAGCAGUUUAGUUUUGCGUAGCGGGGACAAUUUUGGUGGACGGGAAGUGGAAUUUGCCUUCGAUCGAGUCUUUGGGCAGAAGGACACACAGGCGACGAUCUACGAGGAGGUGGGGCCGCUGCUCGAGGGGAUUCCGAGAGGGUACUUAGUUGGUACUUUCACUUACUAUGUACUUGCAAGACGAUUGAUGUAUGAUGCGCAGUUUGCAGUUUGCACACAAAACUACAGCAUGGCGACGCUCUUCAUGAAGAAUAUCUUUUCGAAGGAGACAGAAGCAACAGGGUGCAAAGACAGCUAGACUCCACUUAAAUCCAGGUUCCACCUUGCGAUUUUUGCUUACGGCCAAACGGGCAGCGGGAAAACGUACACCCUGGACGGCACGCAGGAGCAGCCGGGCAUUCUGCGAUCGGCUCUGCAGGACAUGCUGAAAAUCGCCGAUAGCAAAGGUUAUCAGCUGGUUUUGUCCAUCGUGGAGAUCUACAACGAGCAGGUGCGGGACUUGCUCGAGCCUCCCAAAUCCGCGGCCUCAUCUUCGACUUAUUUUCAUGCCGACUACGAUUUCGUGGUUCCCGACCGGACCUACAAUAAUUUCAACGGCACGACCAAUCAGUCGCCCAGCAAGAACAUUCUAGGGUCCGCACGGACCAACGCGUCCUCCGUCUCGCCGCGUAAGCCGCGCGGCGCUACAGGCGGGUCCUCCUCAAAUUUUCACACCAAGCCACAGUCGAGCGCGCGAAAGCGCGGCCGGAAUCUGUCGGAUUUUGGGGCGGCGGGUGGUGGUGGCACUUCUUCGACGGCGGGAGGGAGCGUGUCUGUGUCUCCCCGCAAGGCACCGACGGAGACGACCACGCAGAGAAGUGGUCGAGGAGGUGGAGGACAGCACAAUAAUCUUCACCCUUACAACAAUUACGGUGCGCAGAAUAACAACAACUACAACACCACCGGUACUACUUUUACUAAUACUAAUAUGGCGGGGUCAGGAUCGGGGUCGGCGUCUUCGAGCACGGCGCAUAAUUUUGGAACGAGCAACAGCGGCGUUUCCUCGUCGUCCUCCCGGAGCGUGACCCCCCGAGGCAAUAAUUCUCAUGCAGGGACUGCCGGUAAUUGCACGAGCACGGCAAGUUCCGGACCGGGUUCAGGGGCUGGAGGCAGCACGGCCGCGGCCGCUUUUCCGCCGAGCGCAGCGGCGCCAAGCACCACGAAUGCAAACAGCGCUUUUUUGAACCAGUCCUUCCAAUCCACCAGUAGCAUCCGAUCGGUCAGCAGCAGUGCUACGACCUCCGGGCAACAUCAGAAUUACGCCAGCCAGCACCUGGAGAUCCGGGGGGUGACCAAUCACGGUGUUGCUGCGAGCACGGGUUGUACCGGGCCCGUCAACUUGGUGGAUCAUGGCGCAGGUGGAGGGGUUUCUUCCGGUCGGGGAGCAGCUGUCGAGCGGGAUCAGCACAGUGAGCUGUACCACUCCUCUUCCGCAGGCUCUUAUGCAAGGAAGAAAGAGUUUUACAUACAGUUCGAACUAGAAGGCAUGUGUUGCAGGACAAAGCGACGAGUAUGAGACAGACAACCUCUGUCAUGCCCGCAUAAUCUUUGAAUCGUUGCGUUUUCUUCCGACUGCUUCUUGUCCCAGUCGCACGGACCAGGACUCUAUUGCUAAAUCAGUAGCACCAGACUGGAAGGAGAACUGUAUGUAAAGUCACUUUUUUUCUCGGAUGCUUCUUCUUCUAGUAGUGGCCACCACCACCACCCUUCGGAUUUUACAACCUCGCUGUUCGGCAUAUGGCGUUCUCAACUGUUACAUCCUCAACUGUUACAUGGAUUUGUGUUGCAAGAAGUGCAACAGUGAAAUAGGAGACCUUGCGCUUCUUGCAUGACAGAUUUGGCAAAGAUUCUCAGCCUGUUGGGCUCGUCGGGAAUUUGUCAUGCGAAGCAGCUUGAUUGCGUCGAUUCUGAAUCUGAGUGCAAUUUUGCAUGACAAAUCAUGUAACAGUUGAGAAUGUAACAUUUGAGAACGCCAUUCGGUAGCAUCUACGUGGACGGGCUGUCUACGGUAAAAAUCCACUCCUGGGAGCACGCCGACCGGAUCUUGCAGCGGGCGCGGCAGUAUCAACUGCAAAAAUGUCUGGGUCUGGAAGGAUGCGAACCUGUGAUGCGCAUUUCACAUACACAGACAAAUCUCUCUCAUACAUCACACAACAAAAGACGUGCAUUUCCUGUCACCAAAGAUUUGUCAUGCACAUUAAGCAAUUGCAAUGCGGAAGCUUCUCGAAUAAAUCUGUGAUGCUAGGGCUUCCAUGACAGACAUUCUGUGUCGUGCAAAAACAGCAUGACUCUUCGAGACCCAGACAUUUUUGCACUUGAUAGGCAGAGCCGCGUGACCGGCGCCACGGCGCUGAAUGACGUGAGCUCGCGAUCCCACUGCAUCUACUCGCUCGGUCUGCGGUAUCCUACAGAAAAGUACCUAAACCCGUAUCAGAAAAAAAUGGAUUUGUGUUCGCUAAACUGCCGGCACUUAAACCCUCGUAAUGCGGAGACCACAAAUAAAGAGGCUGCUUUCUGUCGUGCAGAAUGCAGCUGCCGGCAGUGUGUGCUGUCUAAUGCAGUCGACAGUGUGUGCAUGUGCUGUGUAAAAAGUAGGUAUGAUCAAAGAGUAGAUGGCGUCGCUUUUGCUUAGCAUUCUGCGCAGCCAAGUCCUGUCUGUGACACGAAAUAAAUCCCCGCAGCACAAAUCUUCUUUUUUCUGGCGUGCUGGGCUUGCCUUUCUGUGGGAUAUGCGCACCAAGAGCGGCGCGGCAGUGCCGUCCUCCGGAGUACAACCAGGCAAGACGAGCAACUCUGACCCUCAGUCGUGCAGCGUCGAGCAGUACGUGGGCGCGCUGCACGUGAUUGACCUGGCGGGGUCGGAGCGCACCAAGGUCUCGAAGGCGGAGGGCCAACGGAUGCAGGAAGCCAAACAGAUCAACAAGUCCCUGUCCGCCCUGGGCGACACGCUCUUCGCACUCGAAGCGAAGCACGCGCACAUCCCCUUCCGGAACAGCAAGCUGAGUUACCUGUUGUCGGACGUGCUGUCACAACAAUGGUCGAAGGUUCUCUUCAUUGCCACAGUGAAUCCGUCCAUGGAAAACGUUCAGGAAAGCUUCUCCACGCUGUCCUUCGCGCGGAGGAUCGCAAACAUCGAGAAGGGGAAGCUCAAAGCCAAUAGCUCGUGAUAAAAGUAAUUUUCUAGCUCCGUGAGUAAACGAUGGUGAGGAGAAAACCGGGGUUGAAAAUGCGUUUAGUAGAACUUCUAACCACGAGGCAUGGAAGAGCGCGACGGGCAUCCAUGAUUUUUAAUGAGAUAGAAACAUGAUGUUGCAAAGCUGUACGCGGCUGCAAGGGAGACCGGUUGUGGCAUUUCGUUAGACUAUGAGUAUUCGUUUGUGCACCAUGAUUUUCUCUUCCCAUCAGAAU